This is a messenger RNA of Hemiscyllium ocellatum (epaulette shark), 930 nucleotides long. RefSeq lists its product as uncharacterized. The record is from RefSeq and is a predicted model, not a curated record. Gene Ontology annotation, biological process: positive regulation of T cell apoptotic process; negative regulation of immune response. Gene Ontology annotation, cellular component: external side of plasma membrane; membrane. The transcript has 5 exons. The coding region runs from base 1 to 930 and encodes 309 amino acids. Lineage: Eukaryota; Metazoa; Chordata; Chondrichthyes; Orectolobiformes; Hemiscylliidae.
AUGAAUGGUGUGACAAAUGCUAAAGGAGGUUUUGCUGACAUCAAGGUUCGUGCACAAGCUAAUUGCUCCCAGACAUUAGGGGAAUUAGCAGGCAUCCUCUUUGGAAGAAGAGAUUUUCAGCAUACGCAGUGCUUUGUUCUUCUGUUUUCAUUUUGGAGCUCCUCCAGUUCAGCACCAGCAGCAUUACAUGACUCAGUUUUGCAGCCUCCCAAUCUACUGCAGGAGACAUAUUGUGAAAACACGGUAUGGCUUUACCCAGGAGCUGUUUGGACUGCCCAGCAACAGCAACCUUAUACAACAAUGAACCUGAGUUCGCUGCCAUGGUUUGUGGUCGGGCUUGGUGAAUCACUAAUUCUGAAACAGUAUCCUAUGAAUAUUGAGAAGAAAUCUGGUCAGUCAGCUCAGAUCUACUGUGAACUUCAUAAUGGAAAUGCCACUGAAGACAUGAGACUAGUAUGGUACAGAUACACAAGUAAAUCAAAGGUUGGAGAAAUCAAUUUAAGGACAAGGAACUUCACAGCCAUUAACCGUGUCCUUUUUAAAUGGGACCUUAGCACCUAUAAGGCAUCAAUGUCAAUUACACAGCUGGUGAAAAAUGACUCUGGAGAAUAUGGUUGUGAACUGGUCUCAUUUUCUAGCCCUGAGAUCAUAAAGAAAGCCAAUGCAACAAACCUUACUGUUACUGAAGAACAGUGGAUUGGUCCACAGAACAGAAACAACACAGACAAUAACAAGGCAGAAGAAUUCCAGAAUAAGGAAGCUAGAAUUCAAAUAAUUGUUGCAGCAGUAUUAGCUGCAUUUGUCAUCAUCUGCCUGUUAAUUUAUCUUUUAUUCAGAUACCGACCAAAAAAACAAGGUCCAAAUGCCAAUCCUCCUCCAGCAGAUGUCAGUUGCCAGGUAAUUGUACUCAAGGUUAUUGACAUGCACUAA